Pieris macdunnoughi is the source of this 1641-nucleotide messenger RNA. The record is from the annotation of a GenBank genome assembly. NCBI's taxonomy places the organism in Eukaryota, Metazoa, Arthropoda, Insecta, Lepidoptera, Pieridae.
AUGCGCGGGUGGUGUGCGGCGGGUGCGGGCGGUCGGUGGCGAGCGCGGUGCGCCGCCGUGCUGCUCGCGUGGUGCGCGCUCGCCGCGCUCAUGCUUGCCCCGCGGCUGCAGACGCCGGCUACUGGGAGCAGACCCGCGCGACCUGCACGCCUCCUGCUGCAGAGCGAGCCCACCGCCUCCACGUCCGCUCCUCCAUCCUCCCUUGCCCCCGCUCUCCCGGCUACCGACACGCGAGUUCUCACAGAAGAAGAGCUGCGUGCCGAUGCGGAGCGCCGACUGCCGUCGCUACCGCUUUCCUAUUGGCACAAGCACAAGGACGACAAGAACAAAUUCUACAAGAAAAAGGACUGUGCGCCCUUCCCCUCUAUAUACGACAUCGAGUUCCAUAACACUUAUUGGCAGACUUUGCGCGCAAAGGGUGAGGUAUUCCAUCUGUAUGGCGCGUACAUGGAUGCCCGAAAUGCCUCACGAAUCGGACCCGCCGUGCGCGUCCUAGCUGUUCACGAUCGCAUUAAACCGACGCUCGCCACGCACUGCCAGCUCUGGUUCGAGGAGCGCGAGGCGCCCGUGGUGGUGAGAAACCUCGAGUACAAGUAUGUGUGGAAUAGUAAAUGGGGCAAUUACCGUGACGGCGUGCUGCAGCCUUACCUGAUGGCCUGCGUGCUUCCCGCUGACGUGCGUCACCUCGUACCGGCCUCCGUUUCACUAGUGGCCAACCCCUGCGACCGUGCAACUAACAAUUUGCGCGUACACAACGACCGACCUCCAACGCCGGCUGAACGUAAAGAUUUUGCAGUCUGCGUGAAAGGGCUGGAUUUCUUACAUGAGGAUCUCUCGGUCAGGCUCGUUGAGUGGAUAGAGAUGGUGCGCCUGCUCGGUGCGCACAAGAUUUUCUUCUACGAGCUCCAGGUUCACCCAAACAUCACAAAAGUUUUGGAUUACUAUCAGGAUCUCGGCGUCGUGGAAGUGACGCCUAUAACUCUGCCUGGUGGACAACCUAACUUGCCAGGCUUGCAGCACAUGUAUCUCAAAAAGAAAACGACACAUAAACGACAGAUGGAGCUGAUACCGUACAACGACUGCUUGUACCGCCAUAUGUACCAAUACCGCUGGUUGGCACUGCUUGACAUUGACGAAGUGAUAGUGCCGCUGGAAGACGGCGACUGGGGAGCGUUAAUGCGGCGUAUUCUACCAUUGUCAACACCCGCUUCGGGAAAGCCGCCACGCACUUCAUACCAUGCAUCUAACCUAUAUUUCCUUGAUUCAUUGCAACAUGAACACGCUUGGGAAGAGGGUGUUCCGCGUUACCUGCACAUGCUACAGCACGUGUACCGCACUCGCAACUUUACCAAACCGGGCCAGUACGUCAAAGCGUUUCACGAGACGGACCGCGUGCUGGCACUGCACAAUCACUUUCCUUUGGCUUGCCUUGGAGGUGCCUGCAGCUCAUAUGCGCUAGAGACGCGACACGCGCGUCUGCAGCACUACCGCGCCGACUGCGUCACGGCGCUUAGUAAGACGUGUGCCGAUUUGCGUGCACAGCCAGUGCGGGAUACAGCCCUGUGGCGUUGGCGGGAGCCGCUAGCUGCCAGUGCAACUGCGGCGCUUUCUGCAUUAGGAUUCCUGCCUCCCAAUCGGUGA